Coffea eugenioides is the source of this 774-nucleotide messenger RNA. RefSeq lists its product as uncharacterized. Lineage: Eukaryota; Viridiplantae; Streptophyta; Magnoliopsida; Gentianales; Rubiaceae. The transcript has a single exon. The record is from RefSeq and is a predicted model, not a curated record. The coding region runs from base 1 to 774 and encodes 257 amino acids. Gene Ontology annotation, molecular function: nucleic acid binding; zinc ion binding.
AUGGGAGACAAGAUAGCAAACUUUACUGGGGUGAAAAAUUUCACUAACCACGUUUGGGGUUAUCCCAAAAACUUACGAGUUACUGAGAUAGGCCCAAACGUGUUCCAGUUUCAGUUUGAAAGGGAGGAGGAUAGGGAAAAAGUGUUGGCAGGAGAUCCUUGGAUUUUGGACAACCAGGUUCUAGUGGUACGAGAGUGGUGUGCAAGCUUUGAAAAAAAAGUUGAGAGCUUUAGAUACACCAAUUUUUGGGUUCAAAUAUGGAACUUACCGGUACAUUGGAUGAGUAAUGCAGCAGGAAAGAAAAUAGGGGGAGUGUUUAGGAAGGUGAAGGAGAUUAUGCUACCACCAGGGGGUGGAAAGGAAGGGAGACACAUGAAGAUAUUUGCAGAGAUAGAUUUACUACAGCCACUGGUUAGAGGGACAGCAGUGAAGCUCAAUGGAGAGAUGGUUUGGAUAGAAUUUAAGUACGAAAGAUGCCCUGACUUCUGUUACAAGUGUGGUAUUAUAGGUCAUGGAGAUAAGAAUUGCAGAAUGGAAAUGAGGUCUAUUUCAUCUCACAAGGAGGCACAAUUUGGACCAUGGAUAAGAGCAGGAAACAUAAUGGUGUCUCCUCUCAGGGGUGAGUAUGGAAGGGAACUAAAUCUUAAGGGGCAAGCUAAUAUACAAGAAGGGGUAGGCGUAGGAGGAAAAAAGGGGAAUGGGUUAAGGGAGAGAAUGUUACAGAAAGAGACAAUGGGACCAAGAGAAGAGGGUGGAGGAAAGGAAGGGAAGUAA